This is a messenger RNA of Sinocyclocheilus anshuiensis, 4040 nucleotides long. RefSeq names its product A kinase (PRKA) anchor protein 1b (gene akap1b). NCBI's taxonomy places the organism in Eukaryota, Metazoa, Chordata, Actinopteri, Cypriniformes, Cyprinidae. The record is from RefSeq and is a predicted model, not a curated record. Bases 238 to 2706 code for a protein of 822 amino acids. The transcript is spliced from 11 exons. Gene Ontology annotation, molecular function: RNA binding; protein kinase A regulatory subunit binding. Gene Ontology annotation, cellular component: mitochondrion; membrane.
CGCGAGAUUUGAUCAGCUGAUGCGUCUCUGUUUUUAGAGUGUGCGUUAGGACGGUCAACACGUGGGGAGGAGAGACAAGAGACAUAUAUAUAUACACACACACACACAAGCGCUCACAUACACGAAGAGGGGGGACACGUUGGGAUUGUGCUGGGCCUUGAACACGUAACAUUAAUAUUAUACGGUGGCGGUGCGAGGGACGCAUAAACACAGUGUAGCUGCUAGGGUCCAGAGGAGAUGCCACUGAGGUUCCGGUCCUUUGUUCCGUAUACGCUUCCUGGAGUGCUGGCGCUCAUAGGCUGGUGGUGGUACAUCUCCCGCAAGAAAGAGCGAAUCACCAGCCACGACAGUGAGGAGGGGUCAGUUAUGGGCUUGCGAACCUCCUCUGGUGAGGGCAGCAAUGGGAUGGUCGACAAGAGCUGCCCUGCGGCCAGCAGCACACACCGCAGAACCAGCCGAGACGGAGUCAAGGCCAAAGAGCACAGACCUGUUGAGCAGGAAGUUGUAGUGGAGAUUCACACACCGGUGCGAAAAGCCACUGCGGGAGAGGCUCUCGGCACCCCUCCAGUUGUGUUGGCCAGUGGACAGCUAAGCACUCCUCAGAGUGGUACAAAAUCAGUCCCUCUACAAAGCCAACCAGAGACAACAACUCCUGUGUCAUCUUCAACCCCAACAAAAACAGUGGACGAGAGCACUCAUCACAAAGGAAUAGAGGCUGCCAUUGGCAGCAAACCCUCAAGCCAGUUACCGCCAGAUCUAGCGAGCACUGGUUCAGUCAAGAAGCAGGUCGAAAACCAACCACUAACUAAGCAGCGUCCUGCAGAGCUAGCCAAAGCAGUGCGACCUGAACCUGAGGGAGAGGUGGCCGCUGAAACCUCGGCACCAACUUGCAAUCAGAAUUUGCCGGCUGACAUUUCAAAAGAUGAGCUGGCCUCCGCUACAUCAUCAGCGGAGGGCGUGGCUGUGUUGCUGGAGACCUGCAGCCCGAAAACACCGCUGACUUUGACCUCGUUCCCCAACUCCACCAGCACACCCCUUUCAGAAAGCUCCAUCGAGGCUCAGCACCAUGAAAACGGAGACCUGGGCUUGCCGGCCGAGACCAGUCCAGACAUGCAGGAGCUCCAGCGUCUCGUGGCAGGGCUGAUCACUGAGGUCAUCUCGGCAGCCACCCAGGAGGUCAUGGCGGUCAGCAACUGUGAGUCCCGGUACAGCAAGGGCUCUAAAGCGGCCGACAGCAGCACGCCCUCUGUAAAUGGUAAGGAAGUGGAGUCGUAUGUACCUCCAGAGAGCAUGAAAAGCACAGAGUCACGGGUGGUGCAGAUAGCCGAAGACAUCGUCAACGGUUGUCUGGUGCCUUCGCUCUGGAAAAUGCCGGAGAAUGAGAAGGAAAGAGGCUCAUUGACUGUGUCGUCUGGGGAACAGUUGGAGUCCACUCCGGUUCUGGCCAAGCUGCAGGCAGAGGAAGCUCUGGUGGAAGACUCAGGAUGUAGCACGUGCCAGUCAGAGGAUGGCAUCAGCAGCGAGGAUCUCCAUAGCACAGGGUUGUCCUCGAAUGUGUCUGAAAGUAAAGAGGACCUCAUUCAAAUUUCAGGGACUUGUAGGGCAUCAGAGGGUCAAGGAGAUGGACUGCAGGAGAGUCUUGGUCUAAUUGCCUCUCAGGAGUCCCCACUUACCGCAGAAAACGUGGCUACGGUUUGCGAGGCAGCACGGUUGAAUGGAACAGGCUUUAGGAAUGGUACUGCUAAUGAGGUAGAAGCUGACCAAUCAGGAGGUGAGUUACAGUUCUUAAGAAUCCAGACCUGUCAAUCACAGAGCUCUGAGCUUAUUGUGUGGGAGAUUGAGGUGCCAAAGCAUCUAGUGGGACGGCUAAUUGGCAAACAAGGAAGAUACGUGAGCUUUUUGAAGCAAAGCUCCGGUGCUAAGAUCUACAUUUCAACCCUGCCUUAUACUCAAGAGUUUCAGAUCUGCCAUAUAGAGGGAACCCAGCAGCAGGUAGAUAAGGCGCUGGCCUUGAUUGGGAAGAAGUUCAAAGACUUGGACCUGACCAACUUGUACGCCCCACCUCCCCCACCGCUAACGCUGCCCUCUCUGCCCAUGACUUCCUGGCUUUUGUUGCCCAAUGGGGUGACCGUCGAGGUGAUUGUGGUGAACAUUGUAUCAGCCGGUCACCUGUUUGUCCAGCAGCACACUCACCCUACGUAUCACGCCCUGCGCAGUCUGGAUCAACAGAUGUUCCUGUGCUAUUCACAGCCCGGGACGCCCCCCUUGCCAUCGCCUGUUGAAGUUGGAGUGAUUUGUGCGGCCCCAGCUGUAGAUGGAGCCUGGUGGCGAGCGCAGGUCAUCUCUUUCUACAAAGAUUCAACCGAAGUGGAAAUUCGAUAUGUUGAUUAUGGCGGCUAUGACAGAGUCAAGAUUGACACCCUUCGACAGAUCCGGUCGGACUUCGUGACAUUACCGUUCCAAGGAACAGAAGUGUUAUUGGACAACAUUGCCCCACUUCCAGGAGAGGAUCGGUUCUCCGCGGAGGCCAAUUCUGCACUGGAAGAGAUGACGAGAGGAGUUCCAUUGCUGGCACAAGUCACCAACUACGACAAUAAUACAGGACUUCCUUUAGUACACAUGUGGAACAUGGUGGGAGAGGAGCUGGUCCUGCUCAACCGCACUUUGGCAGAGCGAGGUUAUGGCACUUGGGUGGACAGUUUCUGAUCCUCCAGAGCUCCCUCGCCCUCCUCUCCUCACUCACCUCGUGGCCCAUCUGCCCCUUAAUUAUCACCACGCAUCAUGAAUAUCUGCAGGUUCUGUCCUCCUCACCCCAUCGUGUCCUCCACCACCUUCUACCUGAAGUGCGCAUCACUGGCUCCGGGAGUUUCUUUUUUGGUUUGUUGUCCUCUCCAUGCUGCCUUUUUCUAUUUUCUUUUUUCUUUUCUAUCCCCUUGCAUAAGAAAUCAAUACUGUAUGAAAGGAAAAAACGAAGUCAAGUGUCAAUGGCCAAUCAACCAAUAAGGACUGAAGUUUUCUUGACUCUGCUCUUGUAAAUUUAAAAUAUUAUAACUAAAUAAAGGUUAAACAUGUUUUCCGUCCGAUCAGACUCCUUCCAGCACAAAAAACAACUGGAUUAUCAUGCCGUGGAUGAAAAAUCUGUAGUAAUGAUAAAAAAAGUACAUUUCAGAAGAUAACUAUGGUGAAGUUAAGACUCAACGAUGUUGCUGCUGAUGUAAUCUUGGGUCAUGAGACAUCAUGUUUGCAUUUACGCUAUCAUGGCUUCAUCCCAGUGUUUCACUGUCCAGUCGGGUGGGUUUUGGAAAGCUGAUCUGUAGAUAUGGGUACAGUUCGGCAAGGAAUAAACGACCACCACUCCAUCUCGAUGUCUGUCUGCACAACAGUGUGGUCUUAGAGGGUGAUACGCAGCCCAUCUCGUGACCUCCCUCUUCACCACAGUCUGGAUCGGUAGGACUCCAACAGCCUUCGGUGUCGAUAGGCCUGACGCCAAGAGUCACUUCAUUUACUUCACCGAUUACAGAGUCUUUUAAUCCAGGAGACGUCUGUGCCCUCCUGACCUCUGGGCCAUUAUAAGAAAGACUAUGCUGAGUCUUCAGCCCUAGAGCGACACUAGAGUUCGAAUGGUGCUGCUAAAAAGGGUGUUCUUUACGCUGAAUACUGACCUGUGGGGACACUAAAUAAAUGACUACAAAAACCAGAACAGUACUGUGUGAGGGGGACAGCAGGGAACUUCCAUUCUGGGUGGAUGAACUGCAUUCAGUGGGUCUGUGUGUUUUUGUAUGCAUGUAAUUUUGAUCUAAAGCACGUCAAUUCACAUGUCGCAUUAUCAUUUGUGUAAUGGGCCGCUUGCUUUUGUCUCACUCAAGAUCCGUCUCGCAAUAACGUCACGUCUAGUGGACCCAUUGCCAUUAAUGUCUCUUUGCAUUCUGUAAAUAACUUGGUACACUGUGUCCAAUCCCAGCAACCCACCCAGUUGGCUAUUAGGAGAAGCUGUCAGUACACCUACCUGUCUUGGAGAAGAUAAAAAGCUUUAAGCCUUA